AAUGUAGUCUACGUACGGACGUACGAUCACGACCUGUCUAGUGUCUACCUAACCUACCUAAACCUAAAAAAUCAAGACUGUAAAGUAAGACUAAGGCUUACUAACUAACUAGGGUGUGCUCAUUAUAGGAAAAAUCUGUGUUGCAUCAGAUAAAAUAACUAUUCUCAAUUAUCUUGGACGAGGAUUGUUUGUUCACUACUCUGGCUGCUGAAGCCCGGAUACUAGCAGCAAUGAACAAUUCACCAACACAAUGGACCUAAAAAAUAGUAAAGGACAUAUUAUAAAUGGAACAUCAAUCUGUGUUGACUACUGGGUGUCGUCACCAGAAAAGAAAUUCGACCACUUCCUGACUCAUCUACACACUGAUAACACAGUCAGAUUGAACUCAAAUUUUCAAGGAAAAAUCUACUCGUCGCCCUUCAAUUGUUGGCUUCUUCAAAAAUGGUUCAAAAUCAAGCCAGAACAGCUCGAGGCACUGAGUGUCGGAGACACACACUUGGUGACCAACAGAGAAAACUAUAGUUUCUACUCCGUCACCCUGCUUGAAGCCAACCACUGCCCAGGCUCCGUCAUGUUCCUCUUCCAAGGCACAUUUGGAAACAUUUUAUACACCGGACACUUUCGUUAUAGUCCUACGAUACUUGAUCAUCCGAUGCUGAAAUCGCUAAUUGAAAAUGAAGCAGUGGACAUGCUUUACUUAGACAACACGUAUGCUGCUGAAAACUGUGAGUUUCCAUCACGCCAAGAAGCAUUGAAGGAUUUAAUCAAGCUCAUAAAGGAACACCCGGAUCACACUAUUCUGCUGGGUUUGAGAACACUGGGAAAGGAAGAGGUGCUUCGAGCUUUAGCAUUGGAGUUUAAGGAAAAAAUCUGUGUUAAAUCAGAUAAACUUACUAUUCUAAAACAUCUUGGCUACGAGGAUUGUUUGUUCACUCCUUACCUUUCUAAAGCCCGGAUACUAGUAGCUGAGAUGGAUGAAAUAAAUGAAAGAUUCAUCAACAAAGUACGAGCCAGCAAAGGUCCCGUGAUAGCCAUUGUACUGACUGCUCUCUAUAAUAAAAGACCUCCACAUACCAACACAGAUACAGACAUCAAUAACGGAAUUUACAAAAUCCCCUACAGUGAUCAUAGUUGCCACUCCGAGAUUGUGAAAUUUGUUUCUGAAAUUAAACCUAAGCAAAUAAUGCCAGUGGUAAGAAUCAGUGAAAAAUCAAAACUGUACCAUUGUAAUGUUAUACCGGAAAGCAUUUUAAAAUUUUGCAGAGACUCUGAAACUGUUGAAGAAAUCAGUCAAACUUUAUUCAAACCAGGUACUAGCGUUGGGGCUGCGAGUAGUCUAGAGAACAAUGUCAUUAGUUAUAUGACAAAAGGUUCAGUGGCUAGUUUUAAAACUGGGGGUUUCAAGACUAAAACUGCUCCAGCUUUAAAAGUAAAAGAGUGCAAUAGGCAAAAGCUAAAUGUUGAAAGAAAAGCUAAGGGUGAUCCUGAAUUGAUCUCAAGAAGAAAUUGUUCUCCUAGAGUGUCUUUUAAAGAACAUAAUCAAGAUGUCCGAGUUUCACAAAAAGUUAACGGGUCACCCUUUAGAUCGGCUUUGUCUAACCAGUUUUCAAAUCAAGAGUACUUAACUUUGUCUGACGAAGAACUGUCAGAGAAACAACAGGAUGUUCCAAACAAGUCAAGUGAACAAGCUACCAGUGACGUCGAAGUGAAUGCAGUUCAAAAAGGUUCCAACCGUAAAUAUCUAGAGAGUAAUGCAUCUUGUACAUCAGCUGAUUGUGAUGACUCUCCAAACAACCAGACUGUUAUUCCAAAUAAAAAUCUGAUUGUACCAUGUAUACCGCUGUUAAGUGAUACAAGCCAGUUUAUUUCAAAACAUUCUGUAAAACCAAUGUCGAAACGCAAUGCUGCAUCCGUCGAGGAACUAUCUUUGCGAAUGAUGAGAAAACAUGUGUUGAAGGAAAAGACUGUUCAUAAGGUGACAGACCGAAGAAUGUUUCAGACUAAUGAUAAGGCGUCUAAAAUUAAAGAACAUAAUCAAGAUGUCCGAGUUUCACAAAAAGUAAACGAAUCACCCUUUAGAUCGGCUUUGUCUACCCAGUUUUCAAGUCAAGAGUACUUUACUUUGUCUGACGAAGAACUGUCAGAGAAACAACAGGAUGUUCCAAACAAGUCAAGUGAACAAGCUACCAGUGACGUUGAAGUGAAUGCAGUUCAAAAAGGUUCCAACCGUAAAUAUCUAGAGAGUAAUGCAUCUUGUACAUCAGCUGAUUGUGAUGACUCUCCAAACAACCAGACUGUUAUUCCAAAUAAAAAUCUGAUUGUACCAUGUAUACCGCUGUUAAGUGAUACAAGCCAGUUUAUUUCAAAACAUUCUGUAAAACCAAUGUCGAAACGCAAUGCUGCAUCCGUCGAGGAAGUAGAUCAAGGUGUUAGGUCUGAACCAAUUGUUUUGCGAAUAAUGAGAAAAGAUGUGUUGAAGGAAAAGACUGUUCAUAAGGUAACAGACCGAAGAAUGUUUCAGACUAAUGAUAAGGCGUCUAAAGAAAGUAAUAAUAGCAGUGAUGACCACCGAAAUGUUUGUGGUAAAUUUUUCAUGGCAAGUCGUGUAAUAUCACCAGAAAAAUAUCCUCUGGUGUCUUACCCACAGUUACAAAAAUAUUUGACGUAUGCCAGACAAAAUAGUAUACCAGUUGGUUUAGAGCGUUCCAGUGUUAUGAAACAACUACUAAACAAGGGGCGAGUUGAAAAUGGGGAAUUGGUUCCAGAAGCAGAAAAUGGGUCCAAUUACUAUGAGAAAGUGAGAGAUUUUGUUUGGAGAAGCCAGUUUCAUUCUAAAAUUUAUAAUGAGCUUGAAGAUUUACCUUAUCAAAAAACACAUUUAAAUCAUGAUCAAGAGAAAGCUAAAACCUCAAUUUUAAAUAUAAUUUUUCAUUCAAACCAGACAACUUGUACUCCUGCUCAAGUAACUGAACAAAAUGUGGUAAGUGUACAAGAAGAGGACGAUAGUGAUGGAUCAUUGAUAGAAGUAUUGGACAAAUUACACAGGGAAAAUAACGGCAACACUCGUUCUAAAAAAAGAAAAAGAACAUAAUCCCAAGAUAAUUCUUAAACAAGUUCCCGAAGCUAAGAGUUAAAUUAGGUAUAACACGGAAUGAAUAUUCAUUUUAAUCCAAAAUCAAAUGUAAAAGUAUACAAUAAUUUAGUGAAUCUCAAUGAUAACAAAAAUGAAAAACAUGAUAGAUAAAAUUACUCUGAGAGGAAUCAUAUUUGGUAUUCUUUAAGAAUUUUGAUUCAAUGUACGAGGGCCGUUCAGAAAGUAGCCUCCGUUUUUCUAUAAAUAAAACACAGAAGUAGAACCAUAUUUUUAUUUCAUACAUCUUAAAACUACAUAUUUCCUCUACUUUUCAACAUAGUUUGCUUGGACAUUUUAAACACUUAACAUAGCUAUGGACCAACUUUAAAAUUCCCUCUUUAAAAAAAAAUCAACCGCCAGUGCCUUGAGUCAUACCGUCACUCCAUCUUUCAGUUACAAACUAAGGUUAUUUCCCGAACUGCCCUCGUAUAAAAUUUGGAAGCAGAAGGCAAGGAAGUUGAACAUAUUCUAAUGAAAUUGCCUAUAGAAAACAGUUGACAAACUGGUUUCAAUAUAAGGUUUAGGAAAAUCAUGCUGAGAGUUAAGGCUGAGGAAGUUGAUAUCUCUAGACUUUCGGUUUUGUUGGUUAUAUUGUUAUGCUUGUAAAUAACAACCCCUCCUUUAGUCCUUUGAUAUGUUCUUUCCUUCCAUAUGCACUGAUAAGUAUGUAGUCAGCCAAUUUAGAAUGGUGUAUUGCAUUACUUUUUAGUCCAUGUUCUGUAAGAAUUACAAAGUCCAAAUAGUGCUGUGUAGAAGGUGUUCCAGUCUUUCAGUUUUGUUUGUCAUCCUGUCCAUGUUUUGGAGAAAGAAGGAAAGUUGAUUUGUAUUUUUACUUAUUGAUUUUAUUUGAACUUGCUUUCUUCUUUGUAGUUUAGCCUGUUUGCUGUGUGUAUCGAGUUUGUGUGCUUAGCUGUCUUUCCUUCUCUAGUUGGAGUUCUACUUCAUUUAGUGUUUCAACCAGUGAAGCAUUUCGGGAGAGCAAGAUUUCAUUGUCAUUUUCAAGCUCUUCAAUUUUUGCCUCAGCAAGGUUAUCGUCUCUGAAGUCUUGGCAUUUUAAGGAAUAAAAUUUUUGCUUUAUAUCAUGUAGUUCUUGCUUUAAUUUAUUAUUUUCUAACAGUAAAGCAUGUCCAGCUUCCUCAGCAAGUGUGAGCGAUGUCUCUAGAUCAUCAGGAUUUUGUUCUUGUUCUUGUAAAUCUUGUACUUUAUUUAGGACAUC
Messenger RNA from Macrosteles quadrilineatus (aster leafhopper), 4349 nucleotides. RefSeq lists its product as uncharacterized. The transcript has 10 exons. The record is from RefSeq and is a predicted model, not a curated record. The coding region runs from base 251 to 3091 and encodes 946 amino acids. Gene Ontology annotation, biological process: protection from non-homologous end joining at telomere; double-strand break repair via nonhomologous end joining; interstrand cross-link repair. Lineage: Eukaryota; Metazoa; Arthropoda; Insecta; Hemiptera; Cicadellidae. Gene Ontology annotation, molecular function: 5'-3' DNA exonuclease activity; damaged DNA binding.